Molecule: messenger RNA, 1035 nt
Organism: Leishmania braziliensis MHOM/BR/75/M2904
Lineage: Eukaryota; Euglenozoa; Kinetoplastea; Trypanosomatida; Trypanosomatidae
Exons: 1
Coding region: 1-1035 (344 amino acids)
Molecular function (GO): acireductone dioxygenase [iron(II)-requiring] activity
Source: RefSeq, a predicted model, not a curated record
AUGACAGAGUGCUGGUACAUCCCCGAGGAGGUGGCGGAUCGCCGCGAGGAGAACCGUCUCUCACCAAACGUGCCCGGCAGCUACGAGGCGCUUAGUGAGGCGAGGGUUUUCUUUCGUCACUUCGACCCGAAAGAAGUGAGUGACGACAUUGAGGGCUUCAUCCAGCCGCUUCUCAAGAAGCUCAACUACCACAGCUACGACGUCGUAAACCUCAGCCCAGCCACCCUCGGGGACGAGAAGUUUGAGGCUCUGGCGGAGCAGCACUUUAUGGAGCACACUCACGAGGACGAUGAAGUGCGGCUAAUUCUCGAGGGACAAGGCUACUUUGACGUGCGCGAUGCCAACGACAAGUGGAUUCGAUUACUGUCGAAACCUGGCGAUUGCAUCGUCUUGCCAGCUGGCAUGUACCAUCGCUUCACGACAGACCACAGCAAGUGCAUCAAGACCCUGCGCAUCUUCAAGGAGGCGCCCCGGUGGAUCGCGCUGAACCGCGGCCCAGAGACGGAGGAGAAGCCGGCGCGCAAGGAGUACCUCGCUCGCCUGCACGCCCCCGCCGAGACAGCUGUCGGUGCCGCCAACAGCCAUACGAUCUUCUCUCUGCACUACCCGCUGAAGCUGGAUGCGGAGCUCACUGUCAUCACGAAGCGGCUGCUCGAGCAACACAGUAAGCAGCCGCUUGCUCUCAUGAUCUUCCUGACCGGCUCCACCGACCCAACGACCGGGGCAUCAUGGUGCCCGGACUGCAUCCCAGCGAAGCCGCAGGUCGCACAGCGCUUUGCAGAGCUCCAAGGCAAGUACGGUGAGGAGCGCGCCAUCUUCCUACAGCUUCCAGUUGAGCGCGCCGGCUAUCUUGGCAACCCGGAGUAUCCCUACCGCAAGCACCCGACUCUGCAGCUAGCGAGUGUGCCGACGCUGCUCGUUCUGACACCGACCAAGGACGCCAAGGAAAAGGGCGACGUGCAGUGGUACGACCGACUCGAGGUCAAGAUGCGCACCUGUGACAUUGACAAGGCAGAUGUGCUGAGCCUCGAGUAG